Molecule: messenger RNA, 1815 nt
Organism: Pseudopipra pipra
Lineage: Eukaryota; Metazoa; Chordata; Aves; Passeriformes; Pipridae
Gene: YIPF5
Product: Yip1 domain family member 5
Exons: 6
Coding region: 161-925 (254 amino acids)
Biological process (GO): regulation of ER to Golgi vesicle-mediated transport; vesicle fusion with Golgi apparatus; endoplasmic reticulum to Golgi vesicle-mediated transport
Cellular component (GO): membrane; trans-Golgi network
Source: RefSeq, a predicted model, not a curated record
UGGGCGGGGCCAGUCAGUGGGCGGGGCCAGGGCCGUGGACGGGGCCCCGUGGUGCGCACGCGCGGAGCGGCCCGCCCUGUCCCGGAAGCGGUGUCGCGGCCGUGACACGUCGCAGGGGCCGCGGCGGGAGCGGGGCCGGGCCGGGGCCGCGGAGGUGGCGAUGUCCGGGUUCGACGGCUUCAACACCGAGUUCUUCCAGACCAGCUACAGCAUCGAGGACCAGUCGCAGCCCUACGACUACAACGCGCGGCAGUACAGCAAGCACUAUGGAGGCUACGAGUACUCUCAGCAGGGUGGGUUUGUCCCUCCCGACAUGAUGCAGCAGCAGCAGCCCUACACGGGGCAGAUCUACCAGCCAACACAGACCUACACUCCUACUUCAGCACAGUCUUUUUAUGGAAGUAAUUUUGAGGAUGAGCCGCCACUGUUAGAAGAACUGGGGAUCAAUUUUGACCACAUCUGGCAGAAGACACUGACGGUGCUGCACCCCCUGAAAGUGGCCGACGGGAGCAUCAUGAACGAGACGGAUUUGGCCGGACCCAUGGUCUUCUGCCUGGCUUUUGGAGCCACGUUACUGCUGGCUGGGAAAAUCCAGUUCGGUUACGUGUACGGGAUCAGUGCAAUCGGCUGUGUGGGGAUGUUUUGCCUCCUGAACCUGAUGAGCAUGACUGGGGUCUCCUUUGGCUGCGUGGCCAGUGUCCUGGGAUACUGCCUGCUUCCCAUGAUCCUGCUCUCCUCUUUUGCAAUUGUAUUUUCACUACAGGGGAUGAUGGGGAUUAUUCUCACGGCUGGAAUUAUUGGCUGGUGCAGCUUUUCUGCUUCCAAGAUCUUUAUCUCUGCCUUAGCCAUGGAAGGACAGCAGCUCCUCGUAGCCUAUCCCUGCGCUUUGCUGUACGGAGUCUUCGCCCUCAUUUCAGUGUUUUGAACAGACUGUCCAAACUGGGGGACUCUGGUGGGCCAAAAGGAAAAUCCCAACUUGGAACUUGGAAUUGGACCAGAAACAGCUGCAAACAACUGUCUUGUGUUGCUAUCAUGAAACUUAGACCAGUUCGAAUCACCUGGAACAAUGGAAAAAUGUCUCGUGUUCACUUUUUUAGGACUUUGAAUACUGUUUUCAAUGACCUGGGGUGCCCAGAGCUUUAAUACGUGUUCAUGCUUAUCAAGUUCCUGUGAUUUCUUUCCCAUUCCUAGAUCUUUAGAAAAAGUAACUUUUGGUCGUUUAUUUGAGGGUUGUGAUUUUUGUUUGUUUGUUUUGUUUUGUUUUUUAGGGGAGGGAGAAGGGUUACAAAGGUUAUAAAUUGGUAGAUUUUUAUCCAAAACUGUUAAUGGAUUUGGGGUACUCUGUAUAAAUCUGCAGUAAUGAGGAACCUGUUUCCUGACCCCUCUUACCAAAAACAAAAUGCACAAAUGAACAAAAGGAAUUAGACUAUUUCCUAUAUCUUAACCAAUAUACUCUUAAGCUCUUUGGUCUCAAUUAUUUGUUCAUUUGCUGUGAGAGUAUUUCAGGAUUUAAGAUACUUAAAUUAUGAGUUAGAAAACAGAUGCUUAAAAGUGAAAGGGAUCUGUAAUUCUGUCACACUUGAAACAUGACCACAUUUGGGUGUCUGAGUAGCUUUAUGUUAACAUGGAUUUCUGAAGAGGACUUCGACAGAGGUUCUUUCCUUCAUGGUGCACAUACUGGUAGAUGAAGAGGAAUCUCUUUUGCAGUACUUCCAAGGAAAACACCAUUUUGAAAACGUUAAUGCUUGUCAGUAUUGUAGUUACUGUAAAAUAAUUUAAGGCAUAUUGAUUAAAUUUUCCUUAAAUUUUGAAAAA